Molecule: messenger RNA, 558 nt
Organism: Trypanosoma theileri
Lineage: Eukaryota; Euglenozoa; Kinetoplastea; Trypanosomatida; Trypanosomatidae
Exons: 1
Coding region: 1-558 (185 amino acids)
Source: RefSeq, a predicted model, not a curated record
AUGUUGCAUAUUACUCCCUUUCUGCAGCGGAAAUCGAUUCAAUCGUACCCUGUUCCACCCAAAAUUCGCCAAUUUACACGUCGCUGGAGUAGUUCUAGGACGAAUUCGUACAACCGUCAGUAUUGGCGAGUGGUGAUGAACGAAAAUCACGCACGCCCUUCUUUUUGGGUAUCUGAUUUCCGUCAUCGAUAUCUUAUGCGAACAGGAACUGAUUAUCAAGGUCAAGUACCUACUACACCACAACCAGGCCUUUAUCAGGGUUUCAGUGAUGUUCACAAGAUAUUGGCAAAUCAUCCAAAGCCUCAAAGAGAAUCUCGUCAUCUUCCGGUUAUGCCGAUGACCCCACGUGUUGUUUAUGAACACAUGUGUGAGAAAAAAAUUGAUACCGCUAAGAAAAUGCGUAGUGAUAGAAGAAAAGUUGAGCAGUUAAAAACUUUAGAAUUUUGGGGAUGGUACAUGAAGUUACAACGUGUUCGUGGAAGAUGGUGUCGGGAACAGGGAGUUUCUAGUCGUGGUGUUUACGGCCCUGCUGUAGAUGCAGCAGAGUUAUGGGGUUAG